Hemiscyllium ocellatum (epaulette shark) is the source of this 2751-nucleotide messenger RNA. RefSeq names its product malonyl-CoA decarboxylase (gene mlycd). The record is from RefSeq and is a predicted model, not a curated record. Gene Ontology annotation, biological process: malonyl-CoA catabolic process; positive regulation of fatty acid oxidation; fatty acid biosynthetic process. Gene Ontology annotation, cellular component: peroxisomal matrix; mitochondrial matrix. Gene Ontology annotation, molecular function: malonyl-CoA decarboxylase activity. Lineage: Eukaryota; Metazoa; Chordata; Chondrichthyes; Orectolobiformes; Hemiscylliidae. The transcript is spliced from 5 exons. The coding region runs from base 83 to 1537 and encodes 484 amino acids.
GGAGCCUGGCCUAACUAGGCCACUGUUGCCAGGGUAACCGGGCCUGGCGCAGGCGCAGCGGAGCCCUCGGCGCCCGGGGAAAAUGGCGCGAUGGCCGCUGUUGUGGGCGCAGCGCUGGAAGGCGGCGACUUGGCUCAGCCUGUCCUCCCGAGGAGGCUCGGCGAGCACCGCGGGCCCCGACAUGGACGACGUCCUCCGCCGCACUGUGGCGGCGGUGCUCCCUUACGAGAUGCGGGAGAAGCCGGCGCUGCAGGAGGCGCCGAGCCGCGAGUUCGUGCAGUUCUACCGGGGCCUGGGAGCUGCCGAGAGGCCGCUGUUCCUCACCAAGCUGGCGGCCGAUUACGGCACCGACCACGGCCUGGUGUCCGAGCUGUGCGGCCGGGUGAGAGAGGUCCAGAGUCGGGAUCUGGGCACUUUGCUGCAGGCCGAGGACAGGCUGCGAUACUCGCUAAUUCCUCGCUAUAAAUUCCUCAUCAGCCACAUCUGCCGCCUGGAGGGAGGAGUGAAGUUUAUUGUUGACUUGCGGGCGGAUAUCUUACAGUUCCUGCAAAACAAAACAGCAGACAGUCCUCAACUUAGGGAAAUGAAUGGAAUAUUGAAGACUCUGCUGUCAGAUUGGUUUUCGAUAGGAUUCUUAAACCUUGAGCGUAUCACCUGGCAGUCCUCUUGUGAUCUGCUGCAGAAAAUUAGCGAGUAUGAGGCUGUGCAUCCUAUCAGAAACUGGGCAGAUAUUAAACGUCGAGUUGGAACUUAUAGAAGGUGCUAUGUUUUUACUCACAAUGCUAUGCCAAGGGAACCUCUGAUAGUUCUACAUGUGGCACUGACAGAUAACAUCUCUAAUAAUAUACAGGCUAUUGUCCGAAAAGAUCCUUCCCUGGAGACGACUGAGGAUGUGAACAAGAUCACUACAGCUAUUUUUUACUCCAUCAGCUCUUCACAGAGAGGACUGCAGGGGGUAGAGCUUGGAACUUACCUCAUCAAACAAGUUGUGAAAGAGCUUCAGGUUGAGUUUCCUCAUAUGAGCCAAUUCUCCAGUCUGUCCCCUAUUCCCGACUUCACAAAGUGGCUGCGUGGAACCCUCAGUUUCAAAAUCAAGGAAGGGAAAUUGAACCAGAUCUUUACAGAACUUGAAUACAAAGAAAUCCAGGACAUCAUUGAAGGACCUGUGUUAGAAAAACUUCAGCAUUUACUUUGUAACAAUGAAUGGGUGAAGUCUGACAAAUUAGUUCAAAUUCUUGAGACCCCACUUAUGCGACUUUGUGCCUGGUAUCUAUAUGGAGAAAAACAUCGUGGGGGUGCCCUUGAUCCAGUAGCUAACUUUCAUCUUCAAAAUGGUGCUGUGAUAUGGCGAAUAAACUGGCUGGCUGACACAAGUCCUCGUGGUCUUUCGUCAUCCUUUGGAAUUAUGGCAAACUAUCGAUACUUCCUCGAAGAUGCCAAUCGAAAUAGUGCCCAAUAUUUGAGAACAAGACAGAUUGAGGCAUCUAAGCAAAUUCUGAGCCUUGUAGCUCAAUGUCAGACAAUCAGCAAACUUUAACUGGAGCUUCACAGGAAAAUGAACUGUUUUGAAAAUAAUGAAUUAAUUUUAACUAUCAUUAUUACUCGUUAAUGUUUAAAUAAGAAAUUGCAACAACAAAAAAAUUAAACAUGAAAUUUGUUGUGGAACAGCAAUUUUAUUUUGCCAGUUUUAUUGAUAAUAUAUUAUGUAAAUCUAUUUAAUGAUGAGCUACAUGAAUGCUGAAAUCUCCAAAUGAAAACAAAAUUUAUUAUUGUCGAACUGAUGAAUCGUCAGCCGUUAGAAAGAAAGAAUGAACUUUUUAUGGUGACUUUUAUGGCACAGAAUGUCUUGCUGCCAGUGAAAUAAUAUUGAUUUGUAGUCCCUUCUGAACUGCAUCCAGUAUUAUUGUAACAUCUGCCAACCUGAGAGAAAGAGAUAAUUAUUUUCAAUAGGGCAUCAGUGUACUUCUUCAAUUUAAAAAAAAAGCCAUCAGAACCAACUUACUGUUAAUUGUAUUGCUGCUCUUUAUCUUAUUUUUGGUUUAAAUAUGAUCAAUUUCACAUAAACUCUCCUAUGAUGGUGACAGGAAUCCGUAUACCACUGCUAAGCAGUCUCCCUCAUUGGUGGUUUGUCAUUAAUGUUUGCUUUUAGCUAGAUGAUUUCUUGCCAACUCAUGGAUAUCAUAAUGCCAUUUUUUAGUCUAACACAAAAUACUAUCUGCUGACGUUUGGACUUGCACCUUGCCUUAUAACUGACUGAACAAAACAGUUUAACAAGUUAUUUGCAAAAACAUAUCUGUCUUUUCUUUCUCCUUGUUCCUAAGGAUUGGGCUGUGGUUUUCCUUUGGAAUAGUCCCUACUUUUGGCAAGGUACUGGAGUGACUUUCCAAUUCCUUUUAAUGAAUGGUUGACCAGGAAAUACACUCACUUAUACUGCCUACCAUCAGCUUUAUUGGAUGAUAAUUACAGGCUAAUAAUCAAUCUGAUUGACUACAUUAUGAGCUUAUCUUAAAUAGCUGGUAAGUCUUGAAGUGGAAUUCAAAUCUGGAAUCUCUGGCUCACAGAUCCGGGCACUAUAACAUGCUACAUGAUCUCCAUAUGUUAAUCUGUAGCUACUGUCAUGUAUUUUAAAUCCAUGAAAAAGUUCUUCUAUUACUGUAUUUAAUCUACAACCUACCUAUGGAGAUUAUUAUUUAAAUUGACUUUAGGUUUUGUGAAAAAUACUAUUUUACAUAGCCAUUAGAGAAUAAAAUA